This is a messenger RNA of Penicillium waksmanii, 714 nucleotides long. Its product is annotated as spliceosome-associated CWC15 family protein. The record is from RefSeq and is a predicted model, not a curated record. Gene Ontology annotation, biological process: mRNA cis splicing, via spliceosome. Bases 1 to 714 code for a protein of 237 amino acids. The transcript is spliced from 7 exons. Lineage: Eukaryota; Fungi; Ascomycota; Eurotiomycetes; Eurotiales; Aspergillaceae. Gene Ontology annotation, molecular function: RNA binding. Gene Ontology annotation, cellular component: catalytic step 2 spliceosome.
AUGACUACCGCCCACAGACCCACCUUCGAUCCGGCACAAGGAAAAGAGGCUCUCCGGGGCCCAGCCUACCACCAAAGACUUCUCCCCGCACACACCCAUCUGAAAGUUCGACAACCCGGACAAGGUGGUGAUGCCGACCACGACGUUCGCGACCUCCGCGCCGAGCUGCUCCAGGCCGAGGCUGCGCACUUUGCUAAGAAGAACGGUGUCCCUGUCAACGAGACUACCCUCGAAUCAACUGCCCACAAGCGGCAACUUGAAUCAACACCCGCGAAUGCAGAUGUAGACACAGCAGACGGCGAGACGGCAGAAGAUCCCGAGGCGAAGCGAAGGCGCAUUCUGGAAGAAUCGCGAGAUAUUGAUGCGGACUCGGAUGGAUCGGAAGAAGAUAGUAGCGACGAGGAAAGUGACUCCGAAGACGAAGCCGCAGAUUUGAUGCGCGAGUUGGAAAAGAUCAAGAAGGAGCGGGCGGCACAGAAGGAGAAAGAGGAGCAAGAACUUGCCGCCGAGGAAGAGGAGCAGCGUGAGGUUGAUAUUGCUCGCGGCAACCCGCUGCUCAACUCGCAGGAUUUCAACAUGAAGCGUCGCUGGGACGAUGAUGUGGUGUUCAAGAACCAGUCCCGUGGCUCUGAGAGGAAGGAUGGGCAGGAGUUUGUUAACGAUCUGCUGCGUUCCGACUUCCACAAGAGAUUCAUGUCUAAAUACGUUCGAUAA